UCGGGAACAUGGCCGCGCGGUCCUUGUGGGCGGUCCGGCGGCGAGUGCAGCACCUCUUGGCCUCGAGUGCCGGGUCCGAAGGCAGGGGAUGUCUGCAUCCUUUCAGCACCGCCACCCAGAGGACUGCGGGUGAGGACUGCAGUUCUGAGGAUCCUCCUGACGAUCUUGGACCCUCUCUUGCAGAAAGAGCCUUAAAGCUAAAAGCUGUUAAACUGGAGAAGGAAGUCCAGGAUUUAACAGUGAGAUACCAGAGAGCUAUCGCUGAUGGUGAAAACAUAAGAAGGCGAACCCAGAGAUGUGUAGAAGAUGCCAAGAUAUUUGGAAUUCAGAGUUUCUGUAAGGACUUGGUAGAGGUGGCAGACAUUUUGGAGAAGACGACAGAAUGCAUUUCUGAGGAAGCAGAGCCUGGGGACCAGAAGCUCACUCUGGAGAAGAUCUUCCGGGGGUUGUCACUUUUAGAAGCAAAGCUGAAAAGUGUGUUUGCCAAGCAUGGCCUGGAGAAGAUGACCCCAAUUGGUGACAAAUACGACCCACAUGAGCAUGAACUCAUCUGCCAUGUGCCGGCUGAUGUUGGAGUGCAGCCUGGCACGGUGGCAUUAGUAAGGCAAGAUGGCUACAAGCUUCACGGCCGCACCAUUAGACUUGCCCAGGUGGAAGUGGCAGUGGAAUCUCAGAGAAGACUGUGAAUGGGCCGUGAGGGACUGAAUGUCCUUCGGAGUGCAGUCGCCUGUGUUUCCUUUAUUUAUUAAACUAGGUUUGUAAUGUACAUGAGCUACUUCAUGUGAUCUGUUUUGGGUUUAGUCAUAUUGGCUUUAUUUCUAAGACAUUCUGUUGAUUUACUGUGACCUGUUUGGUCUCAUCAGAAGUCUUAACCAUUGGGCAUUUGAACAAUGUGACAAGUGUUCCUAUGGCCUUUAUCAAAAUAUAUUUAAGAAAAUUCUCUUUAAAUUAGUACUCUGAUGACUUUCAAUCCAAAAUCUUUUUAAGAGGUGGAAACGAGUAUAUGUAUUUUCAACUGAAUGUUCCUUUCUAAUAGCUCCUAUAACAGGAAUUGUAUAGGAACUUGUAUUGUGUGGGGAAGGGAUUGGUUCAACAUUUGGGUACUUAGAUGAUAAAGCUUUAUAGUUGUAUGAAUUUAGAUCGUUUGGGUUGAUUUUUAUACAUAUAGAUUUUCAGGACAUUAUUUUCCUUUUAGCCAUUUUUUGUCUUAUAGUUCCUGCCAAGUAGACUUUAUAUUCAUACUCAUUGUCUUUUUCUGAUUCCCAGUUACAGGGCUACAUACCCAGGCAAGAUUUGGAAGGCAGGGAACAUCGAGAAAUUAAGAUACCCAGUUCCCUUUAUAUCACAUGUGUGUAAACAUAUCAUUCCUCUUUUGUGUACUGACUUCCUAGAGUUAAUGAGCCUAUAUGUUUAUUUUUUAUUUCAGUUUUCUUGUAGCUGGUGUUCCAUAAAAGGUUUCUUCAAUUGAUGAGACUUUAAAAAGGAGGUCACUUACAGCUAUUUUAAUGCUAGAAGAGGCCUUAAUGAUGAUCUAAUUUUACACUUUCUGCUUCUUCUGAAGUAUGAAAACAGUGUUUAUAGAACUGGACACACACAAAAAAAGUUUCUAAAACUGUUGAAUUAAAUUUCAGUGAGAACUUGAAUAAAGAACAACUAGAUAUUAACUUCAGUCAUUUAAGAUUCAGUAGUUCUUUAAUGAAGAUGCAAAGAUGUCCCCAGCAGACAGUUAAGUGUUAACUGUCCAUAUUGCAUAGGUUUAGGGUUUGUUUUGUUUUCCUUCAUUGCUUUAAUUGCAUAGGUUUAGGUUUAAGUUAGUUACUAAAAUAAAUCCAUUUCUACUGGAACUCGGUGACCUCUUUCAGUGGAGUGGAAAAGUUAUUCUCUUAGACAUCAUGUAUAAUUAAUUCUAGGACACUACAUAGACUUGUAUCAAUAAAAGCUAUCCAGUAAUGGGCCCUACCAUCUCCACCAGAUUUGGACACUUCAAAAAAAAAUGCAUGCUUUUAAAAUGUAAACAAAACAUUGGUGAUAAGAUUUUAAAACCAGAACCUCUUGGCAUCCCACUAAGUGUAUAGUGUAAAUUUAAUAAGCAGUCAGAUUUCACAAUAAGAAUUUGCCUUUUUUUACCUGUAGUCCUUUGAGAUUGACAAAUGACAAGAAAAUGAGCCACUUAUAAUUAUUCAUGUGUUCUUGGAUUAUUAGUUGUCACUACUAGAAAAUUAAAAUAACCAUAAUUUUAGGUAUGGAAUGUUCUGAUUACUUGAAAAGUUUUCUAAUAUUCCUUGUAACUUCCUGUUUUAGCUAGUAGAUUGAGAAUAAUUUUAGAUUCUUUUAUUAUUCAGUAGUUUUUGCUGACUUAAAAGUAUAAAUUUAGAAAAUGGACAGUAAGAAUCUCAAAAAGUUGAAGGGCUUUUGGGAGUUAGGGCUAGCGUAAUCAGACAUAGGCUUGAUAGUGAUAAACCUGAACAUAAAUCCUAGCUCAGUCAUCAGUGUAACGUUGGGCCCCAUUCACUUCACCCUUCUGAGCCUACUUAUUCGUAAAAUGGUUAUAAUCUCACACUAUUUGAGGAUCAAAUGAAAUGUGUAAAUUGCCUAUUAUAGUAGGCUCUCAAAUAUUUAUUUUUAUUGCUGUUUAUUGUACACAUUGUUUUUCCUACGUUUAUAUAGCUACCUAAAGUCUAGGAAAAGGGAAUACUGGUUAAGAAGUGCUUAACCAUUAAAACUUACAAGCUAAUCAGAGUGAUUUAUUUUUCUUCCAGCUUCUGAUUAUUUGGGGGUUUGUUUUGUUGUUUUUUUAAACCAUAACGCAAGAAAUCCACGUUUUUAGACUGAAGGAGCAAGAAAAUCGUGUUGAUGCUCUGAAUCAUUUUCACUUGAUGAUUAUGUGAAAAGACAUUGGCUUGCAGAGGGUAUGUAAUGAAGCUUUGGCUCACUUUAAAGAGGGGAUCUUGGUAUUUUAGUACUUAGAGUCUACAAAUCUCACAGAUUUUCCUCAUUGCCAUGAAGGAAUCAGUUUGAUACUGAUGUAACUUCUUUGGUGCUUUCAUGACAAAGGAUUUGAUAAGUGAAGAGAGGCUCUUAAACACUAAAGCAAAAUCAAAUAGAGAAAACUAAAGAUGAUAUAUGAUAUUCAGAAAUAACUUUAAUAAAA
Molecule: messenger RNA, 3151 nt
Organism: Molossus molossus (Pallas's mastiff bat)
Lineage: Eukaryota; Metazoa; Chordata; Mammalia; Chiroptera; Molossidae
Gene: GRPEL2
Product: GrpE like 2, mitochondrial
Exons: 4
Coding region: 9-686 (225 amino acids)
Biological process (GO): protein import into mitochondrial matrix; protein folding
Cellular component (GO): PAM complex, Tim23 associated import motor
Molecular function (GO): protein homodimerization activity; adenyl-nucleotide exchange factor activity; protein-folding chaperone binding
Source: RefSeq, a predicted model, not a curated record